AUGCCGUUAGUUCCUAAGUCUUCGUAUUACGAUAAGCACUACAAGCAAUCCGCCGCCCUCAUUCGAGCUCGAAAACCAUACCUUGUGAAAAAUGCUUUGACAGGUGCUGUUAUCUUCGGAUUCGCUAUUGGAGUUUUUGCUUUUACUAUCAAAGCAGUAUCGCAAGACGACUUUGAAGAUGUCAAAGUACCAGCCGCACCAACCAAAUAG
Molecule: messenger RNA, 210 nt
Organism: Sclerotinia borealis F-4128
Lineage: Eukaryota; Fungi; Ascomycota; Leotiomycetes; Helotiales; Sclerotiniaceae
Source: the annotation of a GenBank genome assembly